CUCAUUAAAGUUACCAGAGCAUGGUAGAAAUGGAUGAAUCACUAUUCGUCAUGCGUAAAGACAGUGUUGGUGGGAUACUGAAACAAUAGUAGGUACAAAUGGAAUUUUCAAAGAAACUGCUUUACUAAUAGGCAGCAUUGGUCCUGGGACACUGUGUCCAAUAAGUGGCGAACAUACAUCGAAUAGAAAUUACUACCAUCAAAAUGUCAACCACAGCCAAAACUUCAUUCGGACUUUGUUACGUACAUACGGUUGAGCAAAUAUGGAGUGGCUAAGUCUAGCUUUCGACAUCGUUUCGAUAACCAUUCCCAAUUAUUGAACAGUUACUUGUGGUAAUUUAUGUGCGCAAACGACUUCCUCAAUCUGCAAACUAUGGAGUGUAGAGAAGGAGUAACAUCUCUUACGGACGGUACGUUUAAAAUAUGGUCUGAAUUCUGUAGGGAUAAUACGUGGCGCUGAUUGUACUAUGGGAUUGAGAUCUGAAGUUAAACACUUACUAUAUCUGAAACUAGCUUCAGAUUCUAUAAACUAACGAAAACAGAAUAUUAUGUAGGUGGUGAAAAGAAUUAAACAACGUUUAAAAUAUUAAAAAAAUAGUAAAAAAAGAAUAGAAAAAAUCAUGGUGAAAACUUGUAUUUAUGGAUGUAUAAGUGGUUCUUUAAAAAAUCGUGGAAUUCGUUCAUCUCAAAAUAUAAAACAAGCAAGUCUCUUUGGAAUACCAAAGAAAUGAAGAUAUCAGGGUAGCAAUUUUACAAAUAGUGAAAGUUGUUAGAGCAACGGAUGAUAAGUUAGAAAGGCAUGAAUUUCGUGACAGGGCCGUUAGUGAACAAUUGAAAAAAGGUUUGAUCAACAUCGAUAGAAAAAUCAAAAUGUUGGAUCCACUUAAAGGGACAGUUGGUAGAUUAGAUGAAAGACUCGCCGCUGUCGAAACUAUACUCAUGCAGAAAAAUGAAGGGGAGAAAAUGCAAUUGCAAAGAACAUAUGAAGCUGUUAUUGACAUACAAAAAAAUUUACCAGUUUUAUUGGAAGAAAUGAAAAAUGAGAUAAUAUCUAAGAUUACAGCACACGAACCACCAGCUCAAAUCACGGAACCAACUAUAACAAAAAAAGAUUUUGAAAAACUAGAAAAAGAAUUCAUAAACAAAAUUGAUAAAGUUAGUAAUAUCAUAGGAAACAUAGAAACCGAACUUCCCAAAUUAAAAGAAGAUUCGAAACACGUAAAAGACAUUCACGAUAAAUCUUCAGAUAAUCUCGAAAAAUUAAAAAAACAUAUUGACGAUAAUCAACAGCUAUUGACGAAGUUCGACAAGAAAUUAUCAGAGUAUAAUAAUAAAAUUCCGAACAUUUCAAGUGAUAAAGGACAGGAUGAAUUGAAGCAGACCAUUGCAAAAGUUUUGGAUAGUCAAAAAUCUACGACGAAGGAUAUACAGGAGGAUAUAAAGAACUUACAGAAUCAAGUUAAACAAUUACCACAAAAAGAUGAUAUCACCAGGAGCCAAAGUAGUAUUUUGAAUAAAUUAACAAAUGGAACUAAUUACCACGUUCCCUCAUUAGAAAAAGAUAUAAGCAAAAUUUUAGUUGUGGUAAACAAAAGUCACAAUGAUACUGUUAAAAAUACAAAUGUUUUAAUAACAGUUACAGAUACCUUGAGGAAAGGCUUUGCUAAUGCGAAUAAUGCUUUGGAUAACCAGAAUAAACACUUGAAUGAAGUUUUGCAAAAUAUAAAAGCUUUACACAAUCAAAUAAGCAAACUUCCUCAAAAAGAUGCAGAGGUUAAAAGUCUACGUCAUUUAGAAGAUAUUUUGAAUCAUACCAGAGAAAAUCAGGAAAACACGCGUCAAAUUUUAAAUAAUAUCGAUACAAGUCACAGGGAAACUAACCAAAAUAUUAAUGGUUUGUCAGAAAUUACAAAUGUUGCAAUGAAGAGUUUAGCUAAUGUUAAUAAUGCUAUCGAUAAUGAGAAAAUUACUACAAAUGAAAUUCUGCAAGAUUUACGAAAGUUAGAAAACAAAUUUGUCCAACCAGAAAAUCAAUCAUCAGUAUUAAUAAAAUUGGAAGAAAUACUCAAUAAUAUUCGUAAUAAUCCUUCAUGGAAUGAAAUGAAACAAGCUUUAAAUAAAAUUAACGACAAUCUUAAUAAUGGUCAAGAUAACAUUGUUAGAAAUAUCAAUGGUGUCACAGAAGUAGCAGCUACUUUAAUAACAAGUGUUUCAAAUACAAAUAACGCUAUUGAACAAAUCUCGCGAAAUAUGACGAGAUUAUUAAAUGAAAUUAAUCAAGUAGCAACCGAAGGACCAUGUGGUUCUAAAAACAACAUAUCAUCUUUGAAAGAUCUUCAUAAUAUUCUAGUUGAAAUUACCAAUAAUAUUGCUAGAAAUCAUGGUGAUACUACAAGUAAUCUACGUAAUUUGGCAGAUAUGGCCUCUAAUUUGAUUAACAAUAUGGCAACAAACUACACUUUGGAUAACCAGAACAAGAUCGUUAAUGAAGUUUUACAACACGUGCAAGUCCUGCAAAAUAAAAUAAACCAACUUCCUCAAAAAGACGCGGAACUUAAAAGUAUAAAUAGUUUAGAAGACAUUUUGAAUCAUACUCAAGAAAAUCAUAGGGAAAUAAGUCUAAUUUUAAGUAAUAUUAAUGAUACUAAACAAUAUUUUAACGGUUUGUCAGAAAUAGCAAAUGAUUUAGCGAAGAGUUUAGCUAAAGCUAAUAAUGUACUCAACAAUCAAAAAACUACAACGGAUGAAAUUUUGCAAGUUUUUCGAAAACUGCAAAAUUACGAUAAUCAAUCAAAUGUAUUAGGAAAAUUAGAAGAAAUACUGAAAAGCGUCUAUAAUAACCCGUCAGUAAAAGAAAUGAAAGAAGCUUUAGAUAAAGUGAACAAUAAUCUUAAUAUUAGUCAAGAUAACAUUAUUAGAAAUAUAAAUGGUUUCACAGAAGUAGCAGCUACUUUAAUAACCAGUGUUUCAGAUAAAAAUAAUAGUUGCAAUGGACAAAAAUCAGAUGUCAAAGAAAUUCAACAAAAUAUUAAGUAUCUGGAAGAGAAAAUCGAUGAAUUACCACACAAACAUGAUAUCAACAAAACCCAAAAAAAAACUUUACAGGAAUUAGAAAAUUUAUCAAACAAAAUAUCCAGUUGCCAAAGCGAUGGAGUCAAAAACAUUUUAGAGGAAAUAAAUAAAACCAUCAACAGAACUCACGCAGAUGCAAUUGAGAAACUAAACGAUUUGUCAGAAAUAACAAGUACUUUAGGAAAUAGUUUUGCAAAUAAUUAUGAUAAAAUACGUGCUGAAAUACAAAAUCUUUCUGGAUUAGAUCAAAUAAUAAUCAAAACUGCUGAUACUGUAAUAGAUACGAAACGUCGAGUAGAAUUUGCCGUACAUAACAUCGUAGCAGAAAUGACAAAACAUUCUAAAGAAGAUGUCAAACAUAUUAGUCAAUCAAUAAACGACAGAUUAGAUAUUUUCGAACAAUCCAUAUUAGAUGAAGAUUCUGGAGCAUUAGCAAAUGUAACAUCGAAGAUUGAAUCUGAUAUACAACAAGUUUGGAGGCAAAUAGGUAUUAUGUAUCAACAAAUGAGUAGUAACUCAGAAGCCUUGGAACAUUUGCAGAAUCAGACUGAUUUGUACGUCAAUGGAUCUCUUGGAACAAUGAACAACGUUAAAGGAAAAGUUGGUCAAAUAACUAACAGAAUAAUAGAAGUUGAUGAAAACCUCAAUUACCUUUUAGGUAGAUUAUCUUUAGUAACACAAGAAUUUAACCGAAUCAAAACUGGUCUAACAUCAGCCUUGGAUCAAAUAAGAGGAAGUUUCCACGCCGUUCAAAGUAAGCUGAAUAAAGGUCCCGGACCUCAUCCAAUCGAAAGCGAAGAAGUGCCCUUGAAUUGAAUCUUUUAUGAGUGAAUAUUUAUUAUACUUUUCUAUAAAUGGAAAAUAUGUAUUUUAGAUUAAGUAGGAUUUAUUUCUUUUAUCUUUGCUUGAAUGUUUCGAAUAUCGUAAAUUAAUUUUUUCCUUGGACGUAAUCAAUAUCCAGUAUAAUAUCCAAUAUAAUUUUUUGAGAAUACUUAUAAUUAAAAAAUUUUCAACU
This is a messenger RNA of Diorhabda carinulata, 4086 nucleotides long. RefSeq names its product extracellular matrix-binding protein ebh. The coding region runs from base 870 to 3887 and encodes 1005 amino acids. The transcript is spliced from 12 exons. NCBI's taxonomy places the organism in Eukaryota, Metazoa, Arthropoda, Insecta, Coleoptera, Chrysomelidae. The record is from RefSeq and is a predicted model, not a curated record. Gene Ontology annotation, cellular component: plasma membrane.